Messenger RNA from Notothenia coriiceps (black rockcod), 1035 nucleotides. RefSeq names its product origin recognition complex subunit 1-like. The annotation marks the transcript as partial. Gene Ontology annotation, molecular function: chromatin binding. The transcript has 4 exons. Lineage: Eukaryota; Metazoa; Chordata; Actinopteri; Perciformes; Nototheniidae. The record is from RefSeq and is a predicted model, not a curated record.
AAACUGCAGCCUUUGCGAUUUUCGCGGGAAAUCCUGUCUGCGGCGUUGUUUUCUUUUGAGGCUGUUUCUUUAAAAGCGCAUCUUCUUCCUAUGCGGUGUUUGAAUGAAAUCAAACAGAGCUUGUUUACCUAUAUUAAUUAUUGCUUGUAUUGUUUUAUCUGAACUGCAGCAGACAGCAAGGAAACAGGAUGAAGUAUUUCACCCGGCUGAGAGUCAGACGAGUCUACAAGUGGCGAGGAGAGCCCAUCAGUUUCAACAGGAAGUUAAAAACAUGUGAAUAUGCCUCUUUGGACAUUAGUGUGGAGGGUCUCCCCAGGGUCACUGUCAUUAAAACUGGCCAACACAUCCUCAUAGAGGGAGACGAUGAAGACAACCCAUACGUGGCCAAAGUCAUCCGGCUGUAUGGAGAUGAGAACGGGAAACAAAAGAAAGUGGUGGUUCAGUGGUUUGUUCGUGUGUCUGAAGUGCCUUUGGGCCAGCUGAAGCUGCUGGGCAGAGAGCCCCACCCUCAGGAGAUCUUCUACUACCAGGGCCGCAACUGUGACGAUGAGGUGGACGCCGAGUCUAUCCUCAGACCUGUGAAGGUACAGCGUCUGGAUGGAGCAGCUCCGUUCCCAGACUCUGACGACCAAGACACCCUGUAUGUGAAGCUCUCCUGGGACUCGAAAACCUUUAAGUCGGUUGACUCUGCUCAGGUGGAUUCUGAUCUUUCUCCAGAUUCCUCCUCUUCUCCUCCUCCCUGUUCCAGAUCAUUCCUCCCCCCCUCAACCCCUUGCUCUCCCCCUGCAGCGACUCCAGCGUCCCGAGGCCCUGCUCGACGCGCCUUGCCCACUCAGGAUCUCGCCAUCAUGUGCCAGGCAGCUCCCGGGGAAGUGAGAUACUCCAAGGCCACCAUGAGUGCAGGGAAACCCAGUACUGCAGAGGCAGAGUCAAUGCAUUCAGCCACCAAACGGUCUGCUUCAAAAUGCCUGAGCGCCAAACGGAGGAAUGCCUUUGCAAGGACGCCCGGCAUUCGCAAGAAACUGGAGCUCAGCA